Alnus glutinosa is the source of this 878-nucleotide messenger RNA. RefSeq names its product vacuolar iron transporter homolog 2-like. Lineage: Eukaryota; Viridiplantae; Streptophyta; Magnoliopsida; Fagales; Betulaceae. The transcript has a single exon. Gene Ontology annotation, molecular function: iron ion transmembrane transporter activity; manganese ion transmembrane transporter activity. Gene Ontology annotation, cellular component: membrane. Gene Ontology annotation, biological process: intracellular manganese ion homeostasis. The record is from RefSeq and is a predicted model, not a curated record. The coding region runs from base 133 to 786 and encodes 217 amino acids.
AUCCAGUUAAUUUAAAUGCCUAGUACCUCACGAUAUUUCCUCUCCUUUAUCACCCAGUAACUGAUAAAUUGAAGUCUUGUGUGUCUUCAAUUGUAUAAAACUUGUCUCGCCACCCUUAAUUGGUAAUUAAUCAUGGCUGCCAUUCCAUCUCAUGAGCAGGUGUCGCUUAGCCAGGUCAGAAUUCCAGUUGAUAUGGAGGCACAUGCACAUGAAGCAGAAGACAACCAUUUUGACUACCAUCAAAGGGCACAGUGGCUUCGUGCUGCUGUGUUGGGAGCCACGGAUGGGCUUGUUUCUGUUGCAUCACUUUUGAUGGGCGUGGGAGCUGUCAAAAAAGACUUUAAAGCCAUGCUCCUUGCUGGGUUUGCAGGGCUAGUUGCUGGGGCUUGUAGCAUGGCAAUAGGAGAAUUUGUCUCCGUUUACACUCAGUAUGACAUAGCCAUAGCUCAGAUGAAGAGAGAGGAGAAAACAAAAAAUAGUGAGGAUAUGGAAAAGGAGAAGCUACCGAACCCGGUACAAGCUGCUUUCGCAUCAGCCCUUGCAUUCUCUGUGGGAGGAUUGGUGCCACUACUGGGUGCUGCGUUUAUAAAGGAGCAUAAAAUGAGGCUCAGAUUGGUGGUUGCGGUGGCGAGCCUCACAUUGGUUGUGUUCGGAGUGAUAGGAGCAAAGCUUGGGAGGACUCCUGUGGUGAGCUCUUGUGCGCGGCUGCUUGUUGGAGGAUGGAUGGCUAUGGCCAUUACUUUUGGGAUGACCAAGUUUAUUGUCUCCACUGGAUUGCAAUUCUGAUUCCCCCUUUUUCUUUUCUUUCUCUAUCCUUCUUCCCUUUUAUUAGUAAGUGGUUUUGGUGAAGUUCAAUGAAUAAGUUUGUUAAUGUGAAA